UGACGUAGAAUUCAAAACUCGUGUCCGGAAACCAGAAAACAUGCUGAAUAGUGAGAUUUGACAGCAGUUUGCAUGUUUGUUAUUUUUCUGCAGUCUACAGUUUAUUCUCAGGCAUCACUUCAGGACAGCGGCCCACGCAAUCAAAUACACACUUGUUAAACUGCAGCGCCUGCUCAGCAUCCAUCAAUUAACCCAUCUCGAUCGGAGCACUUCUGUGAUGUUCGUGGCUGGUUAGCUAUUUAGUAGGGAAAGUUGCUGAUUACUUUUGCUUCAUAUUUAUAAUCGUUCUAGUUUAGAUUUUUUUAAUGACUUUCCAAGCAUCGCAGAACACCGUGGUUUAGUAGACACAGUGCUUCUUGAAAACGCAAUGCUACUACUAAAGUGCUAAACUCAUCUGGUACUGGUAGCAAAGUUUUCAAGUUGUCAGGAUUUCUAACAACAGCCCGCAAAAUUGAUAAUAUAAGGAAAGGGUUUGUUCUGCUUUGGAGGCGUUAUGGAUAAAGUUUAGGAUACAUGGAUGAGGUUAAUUUUACAGAAUUACUAAUGAAAAGGACAGAAAAUGAAGCUGCAACGGUAAUUCAGUCAAUCGAAUAUUCUCUGAAUAUAUGCAACCCGCAUCUUGCGUAUUAGACCUGGAAUAGAACUAGAUAAGAGUUCUCUAUGGAUUCAUUUUGGCCAGCCUAACGCGCUAGCCAGCUCAGGCUGCGUCGUCAACUGUCAGCGGAGAGGAAAUUAUUUCCGGAAAAUGAAGAUUCCGUUAUAAUGUCGACAGAAAUGAAAGUGUUUUGUACUGCCUUUUUUAUUUUUGCUCAACUACAUGUUCUGGCUUUUGGUUUUAACCGCACUGCAAAGUUCAGACCCAACUUUGUGAUGGUGAUGUCCGAUGCAUUUGAUGGAAGGCUGACCUUUGACCCUGGGAGUACAUUGGUGCAGCUCCCUUAUACAAAAUACCUGAGGGAACAAGGGGCUGUCUUCCUCAACUCCUAUACCAACUCUCCCAUCUGCUGUCCAUCUAGAGCAGCCAUGUGGAGUGGUCGCUUUGUUCAUCUAACUCAGUCAUGGAACAAUUACAAGUGCCUGGAGGGUAAUGCCACCACAUGGAUGGACGUUCUGCAGGAAAAUGGAUAUCACACCAGGAGUUUGGGAAAACUGGACUUUACAUCCGGUGGCCAUUCUGUGAGCAAUCGCGUGGAGGCCUGGACGCGGGACGUGCCUUUCCUGUUGCGGCAGGAAGGCCGUCCCGUGACGGACCUGACGGGCAACGCAUCCACAGAGAGGGUCAUGACCAAGGACUGGAAAACCACGGACAUCGCUGUCCAGUGGAUCCGCCAGACCGCCGCGUCCCUCCGCCAGCCAUUUGCCCUCUACCUGGGUUUAAAUCUGCCUCACCCCUACCGCACAGAUUCCCUGGGACCCACUGCUGGGGGGUCAACCUUCCGCACCUCCCCCUACUGGCUGAAAAAGGUGUCUCAUCAGAACGUCUCUGUACCAAAAUGGCUGCACUUUUCAGAGAUGCACCCUGUUGACUACUACUCUACCUACACCAAGAACUGCAGCGGCAACUUCACCGAACAGGAAGUCAAGGACAUCCGCGCCUACUACUACGCCAUGUGCGCAGAGACCGAUGCCAUGCUGGGUGCGGUGGUGGAAGCCCUGCGUGACUCGGGCUUGCUCUCCAGCACGGUCCUACUGUUCACCUCGGACCACGGCGACCUGGCCAUGGAGCACCGGCAGUUCUACAAGAUGUCCAUGUUCGAGGGCAGCUCGCACGUCCCCUUGCUCGUGGCCGGUCCCGGGGUGAAGGCGGGGCUCCGGCUACACGAGCCCGUCUCUCUGGUGGACAUCUACCCCACAAUGCUGGAUCUGGCGGGAGUCUCCGCCCCGGGCGAUCUCAGCGGUCACUCGCUCGUACCCCUGCUGUCCCGGAGCGCCGUCCCGCCGGCGGAGCCCCGCCCCGACUGGGUGCUCAGCGAGUACCACGGCUGCAAUGCCAACGCCUCCACGUACAUGCUGCGGCAGGGAAAGUGGAAGUACAUAGCCUACGCUGACGGGCUGAGCGUCCCUCCACAGCUGUUUGACCUCUCCAGUGACAAAGAUGAGCUGCACAACGUGGCGGCCCAGUUCCCCGCAGUCUGCCAGCACCUGGACAAACUUCUGCGCAGCGUGGUCGACUAUCCCAUCGUUUCCAAGGAAGUGCAGCGCUACAACAGGCAGCAGUUCAGCAGCUGGAGGCAGAGCCUCGGGGACAGCUAUGCCAGCAUCAUCGCCGGCCUCCGCUGGCACUUGGACUGGCAGAGGCACCCCGACCUCUACGAGAAAGCCAUCGACGAGUGGCUCAAAGCGUAGCCCCGCCCCUUCUUACAGAGCCGCACAAACCUCGUGUCGUCCGCGCCAUGCUCCCACUUUCUGAUGUUCUUGAUGAUGUGCACUUAGCUGUCCUCCAUGAUCGGAAAACUAUUUGAGCCAAGGCUUUAAUUUCAGUAUUUCUUUUUUAUUUUAAUGGAAUGACUUCAGUGUUCAAUUCCUUGGCUUACCAUGAUCAAAAUUAGCUGGAGGGAUGCAUUCAAAUCAGUUUUACUUCACUGUUCCUUGCUGAGGAUGAACUGCAGGCCUAUACUGAGUAGGGAUGUGAACAACACAGAUUUCUGACCGUUG
Anguilla anguilla (European eel) is the source of this 2655-nucleotide messenger RNA. It is a transcript of the gene arsk, whose product is annotated as arylsulfatase family, member K. NCBI's taxonomy places the organism in Eukaryota, Metazoa, Chordata, Actinopteri, Anguilliformes, Anguillidae. Bases 763 to 2346 code for a protein of 527 amino acids. The transcript is spliced from 8 exons. The record is from RefSeq and is a predicted model, not a curated record.